AUGUCCAUGAUGGACAAUGGUGAUAAGCAGCCUAGUGUCAUGCAUUACUGUAAAAUAUGUAACAGAGGAUUCGGAUGUGGUGGAGCUCUUGGUGGACACAUGAGAGCCCAUGCUAUGGGAGAUGUAAACACUCGAAUGUACGAACAUCCGAUCUCCAGCUUCCGAGACAAGCCCGACGGCAACCACCGGCAUUCUUACUUCUUACGAGCACGCGAAGAUUCCGGCAAAAAAUCCUCCACAUGGCCUCUCACUGAACAUGGGAAAUGUACCCUCCUAGUUGACAGAGCAUCACCCAUUUCUUCGCCGGCCGGUUCAGAAGAUCAUCUUCUUCGCUUGAAUCACAGGUCUGGGAAGGAGUACAUUUGGAUUGAAGAAAGAAAGUUGAAACAAGCCAAAUUACCAGAGAACUCCGAGACCUGUGAUUCAAGCGAAGAGGAAGAUCUUGCCAACUGUUUGGUAAUGUUAUCAAACAAAACUUUCGAUUCGUCUAUUAAGGAGGAAACCAAGGCUAAUGAAACGGCUAAAGGGACGUUCCAGUGCAAAGCUUGUAAGAAAGUUUUCAAUUCCCACCAAGCAUUGGGAGGACACAGAGCGAGUCACAAGACAGUUAAAGGGUGUUUCGCUUCAAGGUUCGAUAAUCUCAACGAUGAACAAGGUUUUAUCACCAUCACCAAUGAUCAUGAUCAGUACUUCACACCCAUAAAAUCUGUUACGGCUCCAUCGCUUGAUCUUAAUCACCCUGCACAAUACCCAUUUGCUACAAUGUCGAAAAGAAAGACGAAGGUACAUGAAUGCUCGAUAUGUCACCGCGUUUUCUCAUCAGGACAGGCCUUGGGUGGACAUAAGAGGUGUCACUGGCAUUCCUCGACUGUGCCAGAGAGUAGUUUUAAUGGAAUCUUUCAAUAUGAAAGACAGCAACCUUGGAAGAAGCCAAUGUUCAGAAAGUCCCAACCCCUUGAUCUGAAUCUCCCUCCGCUGCUUGAUGACACAGAUGAAGCUGAUCGAAAUGGAGACAAUAGAACAAAAUCUGAAGCUAGAACAAGGAUUUUUCUGCAACCACUGGUAAACAAAGAAGUUGAUGACAACCAAAAGAUUCAAAACUACAAACUUCAGAAGAUAGAAAACAUGCAUGGUUCAUUGCAUUAUUUGAAUGGGGGAGAACAUGGUGAAAUCAAUCUGGGUAAACUGAGUGAUCUGAGAGACAUGAAUGUGGAUGGAAGUUCUUCUUCUCCAUGGUUGCAGGUGGGAAUUGCUUCAACCACUGAUCAAGGACUACCCCAUGAGGUGGCAACUACUGUAAACUUCUUUUAG
Ilex paraguariensis (yerba mate) is the source of this 1311-nucleotide messenger RNA. The record is from the annotation of a GenBank genome assembly. Lineage: Eukaryota; Viridiplantae; Streptophyta; Magnoliopsida; Aquifoliales; Aquifoliaceae.